AUAAGUGAAUAUUGAAGAAAGUUGAUAAAGAGAAGGCGCUUCAUGGCUGCGAGGGCUUCCAGGAAUUUUAUCAGGGAGACUUUGUACAGGAAAGUGAAUUUCAAAGCUCUUGGUGGAUCCAGAAGUUUGAGUUUGGCACCUGGAACUACUCCAAAGAUCCCUCAAUCUUCUAAGAAAGGGAGGUUAUUGACUGGGGCCACGAUAGGCCUAUUAAUAGCUGGGGGAGCUUAUGUCAGUACUGCAGAUGAGGCAACUUUCUGUGGUUGGCUAUUUUCAGCUACAAAACUUGUGAACCCAUUCUUUGCCUAUCUGGACCCAGAAGUUGCUCAUCGGCUAGCAGUCUCUGCAGCAGCUCGUGGUUUGGUUCCGAAGGAGAAAAGGCCAGACCCAUCAAUAUUGGGGCUGGAAGUAUGGGGACGGAAAUUUUCAAGUCCAAUUGGUCUUGCGGCUGGUUUUGAUAAGAACGCUGAGGCUGUUGAAGGAUUAUUGGGGUUAGGCUUUGGGUUUGUAGAGGUGGGCUCAGUAACUCCUGUUCCACAGGAGGGUAAUCCAAAGCCUCGUAUGUUCAGAUUGCCGCAGGAGGGUGCUGUCAUAAACCGGUAUGGCUUUAAUAGUGAAGGAAUCGUGGUUGUUGCAAAACGGUUGGGUGCCCAGCAUGGCAAGAGAAAGUUGGCUGAAAUAUCAAGCACUUCGAUCUCCUCCCAUGAUGAGGUCCAACAUGGAGGAGGAAAAGCUGGCCCUGGUAUUCUUGGGGUUAAUCUUGGCAAGAAUAAGACAAGUGAAGAUGCUGUGGCUGACUAUGUUCAAGGGGUUCAUACUUUAUCCCAGUAUGCUGAUUAUUUGGUUAUAAAUGUUUCAUCACCAAACACACCUGGAUUGCGUAAACUUCAGGGGAGGAAACAGCUAAAGGAUCUUAUUAAGAAGGUACAAGCUGCUCGAGAUGAAAUGCAAUGGGGUGAAGAGGGCCCACCACCAUUGCUUGUGAAAAUUGCUCCAGACUUGUCUAAAGAGGACCUUGAAGAUAUUGCAGCAGUUGCUCUUACUCUUCGCUUGGAUGGAUUGAUAAUAUCAAAUACAACCAUUUCAAGACCUGAUCCUGUAAGCAAGAACCCUGUGGCUGAAGAGUCUGGUGGCUUAAGCGGGAAGCCUCUUUUUAAUCUAUCAACCAACAUCUUGAAGGAGAUGUACCUUUUGACGCGGGGAAAGAUCCCUCUUAUUGGUUGUGGGGGUAUUAGCAGUGGUGAGGAUGCAUACAAGAAGAUACGAGCUGGAGCGACCCUUGUUCAGCUUUACACAGCCUUUGCCUAUGGAGGGCCUGCACUCAUUCCCCAGAUGAAGGCUGAGCUGGUGCAGUGCUUAGAAAGAGAUGGUUUCAAAUCCGUACGAGAAGCUAUUGGUGCAGAUUACAGAUAGCUGUAUCCUGAUUAUGCAUAUUAGCUGCAAGAGAACCACUCUACCUCCCUUUCAUAGUCAAGAGGCGUGCGUGCAAUACCUGCAAUUUGGAGCUUUUAGUGUUUGUUUAGUCUAUAUUUUUAAUGAUAAUAAUUUUUUUCUCCCCCAUUGCAAAAUAAUCAAAAAUAGUUUUCCCUCCCGUUUUUGGGAUUGGAUAUCUUUCUUUUUUUUUUUUUUAAUGAAUGAUUGGAUAUCUAGUUUAUGUGCCAUUUCAGGGAGAGGGGUAUCUUUUAGUAGAGGAGUCAAGGAUAUGCUGCCUGAAAAAAAACUUCUACAGCAAACAUGCUGUGGUAGGCUAUGAAAGAAUGCUAUCAAGUGCUUCCUCAGAUCCCUCAAAUUAUCUGACCUUUCAUCACGGUCAUCAAAUAUUAUUUAUUAAAGAUCAAAUUUUCUUGUCACCUUCUUUGUUCUGCAUCUUUACUGCAUCCACCAUUGUGGCUGUUUUCUACUGUGAGUACCCUGACAUUUUGUAUCCCAUAUUUAUUUUUGUUCAGCAAAAGAAAAGAUAGAAGUUGCAGAGGGAUC
This is a messenger RNA of Telopea speciosissima, 1977 nucleotides long. RefSeq names its product dihydroorotate dehydrogenase (quinone), mitochondrial-like. Gene Ontology annotation, molecular function: dihydroorotate dehydrogenase activity. NCBI's taxonomy places the organism in Eukaryota, Viridiplantae, Streptophyta, Magnoliopsida, Proteales, Proteaceae. Gene Ontology annotation, biological process: pyrimidine ribonucleotide biosynthetic process; 'de novo' pyrimidine nucleobase biosynthetic process. Gene Ontology annotation, cellular component: mitochondrial inner membrane; cytoplasm. The transcript is spliced from 11 exons. The record is from RefSeq and is a predicted model, not a curated record. Bases 43 to 1413 code for a protein of 456 amino acids.